Messenger RNA from Knipowitschia caucasica, 2865 nucleotides. The record is from the annotation of a GenBank genome assembly. Lineage: Eukaryota; Metazoa; Chordata; Actinopteri; Gobiiformes; Gobiidae.
AUGUGGGACGUCAAUUUUCUGUGGAUGAAGGAGCCGGAUCCAGCCCUGGGAAUAUCACAAGCAGAGAGGAAGCCAGGGGACUCCAUUACGGCUCUGGCUCAUGACCUGAACUACCCAGCGCUGCGGAAGAACAAGAACAUCGAGGCUUUUCUCAACAGAUACGACAAAGCAGUGAGCCAGCUGCGGGAGCUCCAUGUGAAGCUGGAGGACUUUGAGAAGAUCAAGCUGAUCGGCAGAGGAGCUUAUGGGGAGGUGCAGCUGGUUCGUCACAAGGCGUCUCAGAAAGUCUACGCCAUGAAGCAGCUCAGCAAGUUUGAGAUGAUCAAGCGCUCGGACUCUGCGUUCUUCUGGGAGGAGAGACACAUCAUGGCCUUUUCCAACAGCCCCUGGAUCGUUCAGCUGUGCUGUGCUUUCCAAGACGAGCGGCACCUCUACAUGGUGAUGGAGUUCAUGCCGGGGGGAGAUGUGGUCACCCUCACCAUGAACUACGACGUCCCGGAGAGCUGGGCGCGCUUCUACACCGCAGAGCUGGUGUUGGCCCUGGACGCCAUCCACUCCAUGGGCUUCAUCCACCGAGACGUGAAGCCCGACAACAUGCUCCUGGACCAGCGCGGUCACCUCAAACUGGCCGACUUUGGCACCUGCAUGAAGAUGGACCAGUCGGGGUUGGUGCACUGCGACACGGCGGUGGGCACUCCGGACUACAUCUCCCCAGAGGUGCUGCAGUCCCAGGGCGGAGACGGCCUUUACGGGAGGGAGUGUGACUGGUGGGCUGUGGGGGUCUUCAUCUAUGAGCUGCUGGUCGGUGAGACGCCCUUCUACGCCGAGUCUCUGGUGGGAACUUAUGGCAAAAUCAUGAACCACAACAACUCCCUGGUUUUCCCUGAGAACGUGGAGAUGUCUGCGGAGGCCAAGCAGCUCAUCUGUGCCUUCCUCACAGACAGGGAAGUGCGUCUGGGAAGGACCGGAGUGGACGAAGUAAAAAAGCAUCCGUUCUUCAAGGACGAGCAGUGGACUUUUGACAACAUCCGAGACACUGUGGCCCCCGUGGUGCCCGAGCUCAAUAGUGACGUGGAUACCAGUAACUUUGACGACUUUGAGGAAGAGCGAGGGGACGUGGAGACCUUCCCUCAGCCCAAAGCCUUCUCCGGGAACCAGCUGCCAUUCGUGGGCUUCACAUUCUUCAAAGAGGACCGGCUCCUAAACCGAGAGAAGGCCUGUGAGGAGGAGACGGAGAAGGAGAAGGAGAAGGAGGAGGAGGAGGAGGAGGAGGAGGUCAAACAGAGCUGUAAAGACUACGCUGAAGAGGAGGAGAAGGACAGUUCUGAGAUCCAGAAGAAGGUCUGUCUUCUGGAGGAGAAGUUGGACCAUGAGAUGCAGGCCAAGGAUGAGCUGGAGCAGAAGUGCAAGAACACCACCAUCCAUUUAGACAAACUGGUUAAAGAACUGGACAAAGAGAUGAGUGGGCGACAGAGGAUGGAAGCAUCACUCCGGCAGCUGGAGCGGGAGAGGGCGCUACUGCAGCACCAGAGCACGGAGCAGCUGAGGAAGGCCGAGCUGGAGACAGACCGCAAACAAGUGCUGGAGAACGAACUGAAUAACUUGAGGGACCAGCUGGAGGAAGUGCGGAGGAGGAACCAGAGCUCACAGAUCUCCAGCGAGAAGAACCAGCAGCUGCACAAACAGCUGGAGGAGACGUCUGCGCAGCUGCAGCACGAGCGCAAGGCCACAUCCCGGUUGCGGAAAGCCCAGGCUGAAGCUCUGAAGCAUGAACAGGCCCUGGAGCUGGGCCUGAAGGAGCAGGAGCAGCGCUGUGUCUUAACAACUGACACGCCUUUUAACCACUGGCAUCUGGGUCCGGCGACUCUCGGGGUCCGGCCUCUCUGGGGUCCGGCCUUACGGGGUCCGGCCUCUCCGGGCGUCCGGGGCCUCUCCGGGGGGUCCGGGCCUCUACGGGGUCCGGCCUCUAAGGGGCUCCGGCCUCUGGGGUCCGGCCUCACGGGGUCGGCCUCUACGGGGUCGGCCUCCUACGGGGUCCGGCCUCUCCGGGGAUCCGGCCUCUACGGGGACCGGCCUUACGGGACGGCCUCUCCGGGGACCGGCCCUCUCACGGGGACCGGCCUCUCGGGGGACCGGCCUCUCGGGGUCGGCCUCUCGGGGACCGGCCUCUCGGGGACCGCGCUCCCAGCGCAGAUGCUCUGGAUGUCCCUCAUGACGUCCAUUCGCCUCCUUUGUCUUCUUCUCUGGCUCCCCCUGGCCUGGUCUUGUCCCAACCAUUGCCGAUGCUUCUCCCGCCGAGCCGAGGUGGUCUGUGACUCUGCCCCCUUUGAGUCCUUCCCGUCAGAUUCCCUGCCCAGUAACGCCAGCUAUCUGACCAUCCAGUUCACCAACAUUUCAACACUUACGGAGUCCCACCUCAAUGGUACGCCACAUCUCCGGGAGCUUCACCUUUUCAGCAAUAAAAUCAGAGUCCUGGCGCCCCAUCUCCUCCGCGGACUUCCCAAACUCCGCUGUAUCGACCUCACCGACAACAAACUCACACAUUUACCCGCUGACGUCUUCAGCCACGCACCUCUUGAAUGCUUGAAUCUGACGCGUCUUCAGCAUGUGAACUUGGAGGAAAACCAGUUGCGAAGCGUGGCCCCAGGUCUGUUGGAUUCACUGGUUUCUCUGGACGAAGAUGGAUUAGACCUCACAGGGAAUCCAUGGUCCUGUGACGGAAAGAUUGAGUAUCUGUGGUCGUGGAUUAACAAAAACAAGAGCAAAGUCUUUUUGCCUGAGAUGGUCACGUGUGCCACGCCGCCAACGCUCGCCGGACGGUCUCUGGUGUCGCUGACAAAGAGUGAAAUCCAAAUGACGUCAUAG